Molecule: messenger RNA, 2463 nt
Organism: Nerophis lumbriciformis (worm pipefish)
Lineage: Eukaryota; Metazoa; Chordata; Actinopteri; Syngnathiformes; Syngnathidae
Source: RefSeq, a predicted model, not a curated record
AUGGCAACAUCUUCAUGUCGAACCUUCACCCGCCUCCAAGAGUGGAUUGUGGGACGCAGGCGUCACUGUGAAUGGAGCCGAACAAAGACCGACCUGCACGCUUUGGUACCGACCUCGUUUCAAGAUGCUCACCACCUGCACGAAGGUGGAUCACGUGACAACGGAUGCAGCGACACUUCAGUGAAGAGCGGGCGCCAUGCAGCCAGCAGAGGGCGCCAGCACAGCCACUGCACCUCCUGCUACAGCCGACGCUGCAGGGCGCCGGUGGAGGCCGGCGUGUGCUGCGCCUUGGUCCCGUGCCGCCUGCAAUGCGGGGCGCUCUUCCACCUGUGCAAAGAAGAGGGGCACCUGCUGCUGUGCCCCAACAUCAGCGUGCCCUGCCUCAACGCCGCCUACGGGUGCCCCGCCCGGCUGAGGCGCUCCCAGCAGGCGUCCCACCUGCAGGGGUGUCCCGCCAGCGUGGUGGUCUGCGGCGCAGAGUGGAACCGCUGGCCCGCCGACCACACCGACCCGCACUGUUCCCAACGCUUGCAGGAGAACGUCCUGAAGGGGAACGAGAGCCAGGAGGAGGCCCUGGAUGUCGCCAUGGCGCUGGUGGAUCAGGAAGACCUCUUUGCCCGACUGAUGAUGAAACCUUUGUUCCCUGAACUGAUGGACCCAAAAGAACAGAAGGAGGAGACCCAGGUGGACACACUAGACGCCCUUGUACCGAUGAUUGACAGGUCAAACACAGAUGAAGGGUCCCUCACUGAAGAAGACGGUGCUUGCGAGGACGUGGUGACCACGGAGACAGAUGGGGGAGGAGCCAGGGGAUCUUUGGUGAUCAACCAGGAGAAACUGAAGCUGAGUGAGAUGAUGUUCGGGAUGGAGAGAGGCGGCUGUGCGCUGGCUGAGGCCAAGCAGAACCAAUCAGUACCAAAAUCGGACUCGGUUCAUAGAGCGGGCGAUGGUUCAAAGAGUGGCGGGAAGAAAACGAGUGUGGACGUGAAAGAAGACGGCGCUGGAGUGCUCCCAGACACCAGUAAGACGGGCCAUGCGCCGUGGCAGGAAGGGGUUCUAGAGCGUCUGAGCGAGGAUCUGAGCCCACAGGAGUACAACAUGUACAUCGUCCAUCAUGGCCGCAUGCUGAUCACGUUCGGACAUAUAGAACCGUGUACGCCCCGAGACAAGGACUUUGUCUACGGGAACCUGGAGCCCAUUCCCGUCCAGACCCUGCGCUCCUUCAAGGUUCCAGACAGCUACCACUACAAGCGGCGGCUCCAUCUGCACGACCAGGCCCCGGCCCCUACUGAGACCCGCAGCGUGGACACGUCUGAGCUCCAGGUCGGCGAGGAAGACUUCUUCGGCGACGAAGCGGCCGACACCCUGCUGGGCUACGCGGAGAGGGAGGUCCGAGGGCACAAGAUCAGCGAGUCCAAAGCAGCGGACGGGCUCUACGUGGACGUGGGAACGCAGACGCACUCGUUCCGCUCGGCGCCGUUUAAGCGUGACACCACUUUGGCGGAGGUAACGUCCGGCAAGCCGCAGAAGCUCCACCUGCGGUUGCAGGACGAGAGCGUGAGUGGCCGACACAACCGAGCCUGCUGCGUCUUCAACUUCCUGUGCGGCCACAGCUUCCUGCGUAACCAGUUCUCCUCGCAUGUCAGGAACGUCCACGCUGACAUUCAGUCAUGUCUGAGCGGUUGGUUUGUGCAGAGGUGUCCCCUGGCCUACCUGGGCUGCACCUACACCUGGAGGAGGUUCCGACCCGCCAGCCAUGACGCCUCAGUCACCUACAACCGACACCUGCGUACUUUCAACUUGCGUCCAAGCGGUGACGAUCUAUCUACAGUCGCCGGUUCCGCUCUGAGCUCGCUGCCCUUCGAGGUUCUUCGUCACGUGGCCAGCUUUCUGGACAGCCUGUCGUUGUCCCAGCUGGCUCUGGUGUGCCGCCUCAUGAGGCAGGUGUGCUGCUCCCUGCUGCCGGCCCGAGGCAUGGUCACGCUGCGCUGGGAGAGGACGUCCCGCCCUCAAGGAGCGGUCAGGUGGACGGCUGAGCCAGUGUGGGAGUUCAGUCGUCUCUUCUCCUCAGUGGACUCGUGGCGGAUGACGGACGCCCCCCCGAUGUCUGCCCACCUUAAAGUCUGUCCUUUCUAUGAGACCGCCUUGCCCAGUCAGCCUGUGGCCCUCCUCAGAGUGACCGAGGAACACGGCGGUCUUAAGACGCCAAGUCUGGUCACACAUUUCACAUCUGGACGUCUCUGAGCGACACGUACUGUCCCUUUAAACGCCCCUCAUGCUUUUUAGUGUCUAAAACUAUUAAAGAAAGUUCCUUUCCUGUAAUUGUCCCUCUUUGGAGUUCAUUUUACUUUUUACUUUCAUAUUCUCCAUGUUGUUGACAGAACCUCAGAACCCUGGGAAAUGAUGAUCAGCAUGCAAGUCUGGCCUUUGUCAUCACUGCUGGACCGUCUUGGGAACAUGAAG